Anolis carolinensis (green anole) is the source of this 1568-nucleotide messenger RNA. RefSeq names its product leukocyte elastase inhibitor. The record is from RefSeq and is a predicted model, not a curated record. The transcript has 7 exons. Gene Ontology annotation, biological process: negative regulation of interleukin-1 beta production; negative regulation of endopeptidase activity. Gene Ontology annotation, molecular function: serine-type endopeptidase inhibitor activity. The coding region runs from base 177 to 1319 and encodes 380 amino acids. NCBI's taxonomy places the organism in Eukaryota, Metazoa, Chordata, Lepidosauria, Squamata, Anolidae.
GCCCCACGGGAGACAGUGGCGUUUGCCCCGCCUCGAAGCGUCGCUGGGAAGGAGGCAUUGGAGGGCGGGACUCCAAAGAGGCAUCAAUUCAGAGCCAUCGCCCCUGGAGCCGAGACCCGCUGAGCUGUAUUCAAGCCCCGGACAGCCUUGGAGACCACCGAGAGAAAACCUUCACCAUGGAUCAACUAGCCAAUGCGAACACCCAUUUUGCCCUUGAUCUCUUCCAAAAGUUGAUUGAAGCCAACCCAACAGGCAAUAUCUUCUUUUCUCCACUUAGCAUGUGCUCUGCAGUUGCCAUGGUCUUCUUAGGGGCCAAGGGUGAUACAGCAACACAACUCUCAAAGACAUUUCACUUUGAUGGUGUUGAAGAUGUUCAUGUAAAACUCCAGAAACUCAGUACUACGAUAAACCAGAGCAAUGUCCCUUAUGUACUGAAGCUUGCUAAUAGGUUGUAUGGAGAAAAAACCUAUACCUUUUUGCAAGAUUACUUGACUAGCACUCAGAAGCUGUAUGGUGCAGAGCUAUCCACAGUAGAUUUCCUAAAUGCUGCAGAAAGUGUGCGAAACGAAAUUAACCAGUGGGUUGAGGGGCAGACUGAAGGCAAGAUUCGUGAAUUGUUAUCUGAAGGCUCUGUUAAUGAACUGACCAAACUGGUUCUGGUGAAUGCGAUUUACUUUAAAGGUAGCUGGGAAGAGAAGUUUAAAGAAGAGGACACUACGGAUAUGCCUUUUAGGCUCAGCAAGAAGGAAAAAAAGAAUGUGAAGAUGAUGUUCAUGAAAAAGAAAUUUCCUUUUGGUUAUAUUGACGAAUGCAAAUGUCGAGUGUUGGAACUACCUUACAAGGGAAAAGAGCUUAGCAUGAUCAUCCUGCUCCCUGAUGAUAUUGAGGAUGAUUCCACUGGCCUGGAGCGGCUGGAGAAGCAGCUCACCAUAGACAAACUCCAAGAGUGGACACUGCCCAGAAACAUGUAUUCUCACAAUGAAGUCUAUGUACACCUGCCUAAAUUUAAGCUGGAAGAGAGCUAUGAUCUUAAGACAUAUUUGUCAGCACUGGGACUGCGAGAUGUCUUUGAUGCUGGCAAGGCAAAUUUAUCUGGCAUGUCGGGAGCCCGUGACCUCCAUGUGUCCAAAAUAGUUCACAAGUCCUUUGUGGAAGUGAAUGAAGAGGGGACAGAAGCAGCAGCAGCAACAGCUGUAGCAGUGAUGUUAUGCAGCCUGCCCAUGGAAGACGACUUUAAUGCUGACCACCCCUUCCUCUUCUUUAUUCGUCAUAACCCAACAAGUACUAUUCUUUUCUUUGGGAAAUUUGCUUCUCCGUGAGAAGUAAAACAAUAAUAUAACCUCCUGAUGUCCUAGGCCACAAAGCUGAUCCCAUUGGAAUCAGUGUUGGUCCUUUACGUCUUUGAGAAAUUGAGCAUGUACUAAUGCUUUCCAAUUCUGAAACUUUCUAAGAAACUAGUACUGCUACAUUGUCAUGAUUGUAAGUCUCCGACAAAUUAUGGAAUCCUGUCUUCCCUGUAUAAAUAAUGCAAUGAUUAUUGCUAAAAUAAAGAUAAUUUCUUGAAGGAA